AUGAGGGUGCUGCGUCUGUGCCCUCCAAGCAGCCUGCUCCAGGGGCUAGUGGCUUUGUUGGCUAUCUGUAUCCAGCCACCAACAGAAGGAUGGAGUCAGGAGGGACACACUGAAGAAGACAUCUUCUUACUCCCUAUUAAUUCUUCAAGCAGGUCCUUGGCUAAUCUGGAGUUUGACUUACAAACUGAAAAGAGGACAACAGUUGCGGAGAGUGGCGAAGAGCUUAGGGGAACCCAAUCAGGACAUACCAAGAUCCCACCUUCUUCCUCUCCUUCUCCUCUACCUUCUGCCAGUAAUACCUGGGAGAGCAACAAAGAGACUUUGAUCCUGUCUCCUCAAACCCAUCAGGAGUUCCAUGCCUCCCAUUCUCAACAACAUGGGUCAGUGCACUGCAAUAUCAGUGUUCAGAGGCUAAUGCUCACCUCUCUACUGGUCCGCUGGGGGCGUCAAUUGGGCUUCCAGUGCGACCUGUUGCUCUUUUCUACCAAUAAUCAUGGCAGAGCAUUUUUCGCAGCAGCCUAUAACCGGGUGGUAUCCCCAGUUGUUAUUGAGCAUCUAGGGGUUUCCGGUGCUCAACAGGAAUUUCGCCUUUGCAUAGGAUGUGGAUGGUCAAGAAGCAGGAGGAGUGGUCACCUGAGGCACCAGCAUGCUUCUUCUUCUGCUGCAUCUUCUACCUUUUCUUUCAUUUCUUCAACUUCAACAGAUCCUCAAAAUUCGCUGUUAGGAGAAUCACUGAAUUUCUGCUGCCUGGACUUCAGUUUAGAGGAGCUGAGAGGUGAACAGGGCUGGAGAAUGAAUCGGAAGCCUAUUGAGUCCACUUUGGUAGCCUGUUUCAUGACUCUGGUUAUCAUUGUUUGGAGUGUUGCUGCCCUCAUCUGGCCAGUGCCCAUUAUUGCUGGGUUCUUGCCUAAUGGUAUGGAACAGAGAAGGACAAGUAGUAAAUAG
Messenger RNA from Staurois parvus, 945 nucleotides. Lineage: Eukaryota; Metazoa; Chordata; Amphibia; Anura; Ranidae. The record is from the annotation of a GenBank genome assembly.